AUGAUUAAUGAGUGUAUGAUUAUAUCAUCAGCCAUGAGAAAAAUGACAAGAUGGUCUCAAAGUGGUGUAGCAGCCAUCUUAGGAGGAGGAGAUUUAUUUUCAAAUGAUGAUGAUUCUUUGGCUCAUAAUUUAGGAUUAGGCAGUAGUGGUAGUAAUAAUAAUCCUGGUAAUCAUAGACAAAUCACUCAUAAUCCUUUAUUAUCGAGUUUUUUACAAUUAAGAUCAAUCUUAAUGGAUGCUAAUGAUUUAUAUGAAAUUGAUAGUUUAACUUUAUUACAACCAUUUUUAUUAGUUAUUAAAUCUUCUUCAACUACAGGCAAUAUUACUAGUCUUGCCUUAACUUCAAUAACUAAAUUUUUAAAUUAUGGUAUUAUAUCUCAUAGAUCAAAGAAUUUAAAAAUCACUAUAAUUCAAAUUAUAUCUUCAUUAACUCAUUGUCGAUUUGAAGCAGCUGAUCAAAAUUCGGAUGAUGCAGUAUUAUUAAAAGUUUUACGAUUAUUAGAAUCAUUAAUUGAAAGUCCUUUAUCGAAUUUAUUACCUAAUGAAGUUAUAUCUGAAGUAGUACAAACUUGUUUAUCAUUGGCUUGUAAUAAAAAGAGAAGUGAAGUGUUACGUAAAGCUGCAGAAAUGGCUAUGGUAUCAAUUACCGUUAGAAUAUUUAAACAAUUGAAGGAGAUUGAACCAGAAAAUGAUAAAUUAGAAGAUUUACAAACUAAAUUUCAGGAGACUCAAUUGCCUGAAGAUCUUAUUGGAGGAACGGAUUUAAAACCUUCUAAUGUUGUGAAAGUGGAUAAAUCUGAUUCAGACACUAAUGAUACUGAAGAACCAUUUGGAAUCUUAUGUAUUAAUGAAUUCCUUGGAAUCUUAAUCUCCAUGAUCUCUCCAUCCAAUCAAUAUCAACAUAUGGAAAGUACUCGAGUAUUUGCAUUAUCAUUAAUUAAUACUGCCAUUGAAGUUUCAGGUUUAGAAGUAUUGAAUCAUCCAUCUUUAUUAGCAUUAGUAUCCGAUCCAAUUUCAAGACAUAUCUUACAAAUUAUAACUACUACUGAUUCUCCAGCUUUAUUACUGGCUGCUUUACAAUUAUUUUCGACUGUAGCCAUUGUAUUGGGUCGACAAUUAAGACCACAAUUUGAAUUAACAUUAAGUUUAAUAUUUAAAUCCAUAUUACCUGAUGGAGAUAAACCUAAUCAAAAUCAAAAGGAUGUUAAUACUGCUAAUGUAUCUCGAAGAAAUGCGGCUUCCAAGGAAAUGUUAAUAGAAUCUUUAUCAUUAUUAUGGACAAGAUCUCCAGUGUUUUUCACUCAUUUAUUUAUUGAUUAUGAUUGUAAUUUUGAUAAUUCUGAUUUAUCUACAAAAGUUUUACAAUCUUUAUGUAUAUUUUCAUUACCUGAAUCAGCCAUAAAUACAACUGAUAAUGUUCCACCAAUAUGUCUUGAAGGGAUUUUAUCAUUUAUUAGUGGAAUUAAUGAUCGAAUUAAAAGUAUUGGAAUUGGAAAUGGAAUUGCAAAUGGUAAUGGUAAUGAUAUAAAUGAAUUACCAUUACCGGAAUUAAUUAAAGAUCGAACUAAGAAAACAACUUUUAUAAAAUGUACAGAACUUUUAAAUGAAAAACCUAAAAAGGGACUUAAAGCAUUACAAGAUGGAGGAUUUAUAAAAUCUAGUGAAGAUGCCGAAGAAAUUGCUAAAUUUUUCUUUACAAAAGCUGGUAGAUUAAAUAAAAAAGUGUUGGGAGAAUUCUUAGCUAAACCUGAUAAUAUUGAAUUACUUAAACAUUUUAUGAAUUUAUUUGAUUUUGAUGGUUUAAGAGUUGAUGAAGCUUUAAGAUUAUUAUUAAAAUCUUUUAGAUUACCAGGAGAAGCUCAACAAAUUGAAAGAGUGGUUGAAACAUUUGCUGAGAAAUAUGCUAAUUCCAAUAAUGGAACUUCAAUAGAUGGAGAAGAAGAAAUCGUUAAACCUGAUCGAGAUUCAGUAUUUAUAUUAUCAUAUUCAAUAAUUUUAUUAAAUACUGAUUUACAUAAUCCUCAAGUUAAAAAGCAAAUGAUUUUAGAUGAUUAUAAACGAAAUUUACGAGGAGUUUAUAAUGGUAAAGAUUUCCCCGAAUGGUAUUUACUGAAGAUCUAUAAUUCUAUAAAGGAUCGAGAAAUUAUUAUGCCUGAAGAACAUCAUGGAACUGAUAAAUGGUUUGAUGAUGUUUGGCAUAAUUUAGUUUCAUCUCAAGUGAAUUCAACUCAUAAUCCUGCUAAUUUAUCAUGGAUUGAAAUAUGUCAAUUUGAUAAAGUAUUAUUUGAAUCCAUUGUUGAUACAUUAAUUGAUACUUUAAUUCAAGUCUUUAAAGAAGCCAGUGAUGAUCAUGUUAUAACUCGAUUAAUGUCAUCAAUUGAUAAAUGUGCUAAUAUUUGUUUAUAUUAUAAUUUAACUAAUCCAAUAGAUAAAUUAAUUGAUCUUUUAGCUGAUUUAACGGGAUUAACUACAAAGAAAUAUCGAAUUCUUAAUCAAGAUGAUAAUUUACGUGAUGAAAUCCCCAUAACUCAAAUUAAAAUUGAAAAGAAAGAAGAAGCUAUAACGGUUAGUGAAAUGGCCGUAUGGUUUGGUAGAGAUUUUAAAGCUCAAUUAUCAACCGUAGUAUUAUUUCGAUUAAUUAAAAAAAUUGAUGGUAAAGUUUCCAAUGCCUGGAAUAAAAUAAUUCGAAUUAUUCUAACCUUAUUUGAAAAUUGUUUAAUUAAUCCUAAUUUAUUUAAUGAUUUUCAACUGAAAAUUCAUUUGGCUCCAUUAGCCAAAGUUAAACCUCGAUAUAUUAUCAAGCGAGUUAAACCAUUAAAUAAUUCGGGGAUUUUAUCGACAUUUUCUUCCUUUUUAAAGGGAUAUUCUGAUGAACCUCCUGAACCUUCUGAUCAAGAAAUUGAAUCGACAUUAUCUACUAUUGAUUGUGUUAAAUCUAUUAAGAUUGCUAAUGUAUUUGAAAUGGUAUCUCGAGGUUCUUCUACCGAUUUAAUUAAAUUUAUUGAAAUCUUAUUAGAUUCACUUCCAGAAUAUAAGGAAGAAACUAAACGAUAUUAUGAAAGUGAAACACUUUUCUUAUUAGAAAUAUCGGUUUGUUUUUGUUUAUUAUUAAAAGAUCAAACCAUAAUUAGUCAAGUUAUUAAACGAUUAAAUCCUCUAGAAAUUUCUAAAAAGAAUCAAUUAAGAUUAAUUACUUAUAAAUUAUUAUUAACUCGACUUAGUGAUGAAAGUUGUAAUAUUAAUGAUACUAUUAAAGAAUUAAUGGAAUUUGAUAAAGAAGUAUUAAAUAAACAAGGAGGACAAGUAUUACAACCAUUAUUUUCUUUAGUUGAUGAUGAUUCAUGGUGUUGUAAACAAUUAUUAAAUGAUGAAUCAUAUUGGAAACUUCUUAGAUUCUUUGGAUCAUUUCAAGUAUAUGCUCCUGAAUUACUUGAAUUUCAAGAAGGAAUUAUAAAAAGUUCCAAUCAUGAAUUAAAUCCUAAUAAUUAUAUGUUAUUUCUUGGAUUAUUAGAUGAAAUAUCUUCAUUAGGAGCCAUUGGAUCUCAAUAUGAACAAGAAAAUGCUUCAUUAGGUUCAGAAGCUGAUAGUUUAUAUUUUAAAGAUAUUGUAGAAGUAUCUAAACGAUCAAUUACUUUAACUACAGAAUUAUCAGAUAUACUUAAUCAUAAUGAAUUUAAAGGUAAAGAUCUUUCUUAUUCAUUAAUUCAAGCUUUAGCUCAUCAAUGUUUUAAUCCAUGUCGAGAAGUUCGAAGUUUUGCUCUUAAUUCUUUACAAACUACCGUUUUAUCAUUUGAAUUAUCAAAUGAACUGUCAGCAUUUGGAAUCUUUGAAUAUGGACUUUUCCCAUUAUUAUCAGAAUUAUCUAAAGUAGAAGUUUUACAAACUGAUAUUCAUGGAUUCUCCAAAACUCAAGUUGAAACUUUAACAUUAAUUAGUAAAGUAUUUUUAAAUUAUUGUGAUCAAUUUAAUGAUGAAGAAACUGAAAGAGUUUGGUUAGGUAUCUUAGAUCAUUUUAUAACUUUUGAUAAUCUUGGAGGUAAACAUAAAGUUGAACAAUCAUUUAAAGAAUCCGGAUCUGAAUUACUUAAGAAUAUGAUUCUUGUAUUACAAACGAAUGGAGUGCUUGUAGAAGAUAGUAGUAUUUGGAAUGCAUCAUGGGAUAAGAUUGAUACGUUAUAUCCGCAAUUGAGGGCAGAACUUGAACCUCGAGGCCAUACUGAGCCAGUUGAGCCAGUUGAGCCAGAGCCAGUUGUUGAAGUUGGUGAAGGUGUAGUUGGUGAACCAGUAGCUGAAGUUUCAGAAUCGUCUGCUUGA
This is a messenger RNA of Scheffersomyces amazonensis, 4314 nucleotides long. RefSeq names its product Arf family guanine nucleotide exchange factor (gene GEA2). Lineage: Eukaryota; Fungi; Ascomycota; Pichiomycetes; Serinales; Debaryomycetaceae. Gene Ontology annotation, molecular function: guanyl-nucleotide exchange factor activity. The record is from RefSeq and is a predicted model, not a curated record. The transcript has 4 exons. Gene Ontology annotation, biological process: regulation of ARF protein signal transduction. The coding region runs from base 1 to 4314 and encodes 1437 amino acids.